This is a messenger RNA of Magnolia sinica, 2208 nucleotides long. RefSeq lists its product as uncharacterized. The coding region runs from base 212 to 2173 and encodes 653 amino acids. The transcript has a single exon. The record is from RefSeq and is a predicted model, not a curated record. NCBI's taxonomy places the organism in Eukaryota, Viridiplantae, Streptophyta, Magnoliopsida, Magnoliales, Magnoliaceae.
UUUCAAUAUCGGCAACGAGAAUUAUGAAGCAUUAAUCCAUCCACGAUAGCAGGCAGCAUAUCAAUGGCUCAAAUUAAGAACAGUGGACCCCACUCAUCAGACACAGAACCCACGUACACUGCAAAAUACGUGCACGUUUCCUAUAAAUACGUCCACUCUCCUUCUGCACGCUUCCAGACACCAAACACCUCCACACUCCGAACCGACGAAGAUGCCUCCCAAGGGAACAAUCGUCUUCACGACCGUCGGCGUCGUGCACUAUGGCUUCGACGUAUUCUCCGUCACUCUCCCGUCAAAACUCGACGCCCUAACGGAGCUCACGGAACGCCGUUUAACAGACGGUAUAUCCGUCAACUAUAACGGCCAAUUCGUCGACGAAAACGAAACCCUCGUCUACGUAUCGGAACGUACCGGCUCCGCUCGUCUCUACCUCAACCGCACGAAAACUCCGACACCUGAGCACCUCCCCUCGAUUCCCGAAAGCCUCUUCCACGAUCGCCCGACCGUCCGUAACGGACUUCUCUACUUCGUAUCGGCCCACGAACCAGCCGAUAAACCGCUCAAAAGCUCCUUGGCCGUGUACUCGACCCGGCUCGACCAAACGAAGACUGUUGUCCGUCUCACGCCGCACGGAGCCGUCGAUUACAGCCCGGCCAUUUCGCGGACCGGAAAAUACGUCGCCGUUGCUUCGUACGGUUCCCGGCCAUGGGCUGGCGACUUCAACGAGCUCCAGACAGAUAUCGUCGUCUUUCCAGAAUCCGAUCCGGCGAAUCGGACGGUCAUUUGCAACCGCGGCGGAUGGCCGGCGUGGUCCGGCGACUCCUCCAUCUUCUUCCACCGGAAAGCGGUCGACGGGUGGUGGAGCAUUUUCCGGGCAGAUCUGCCGGAAAACCUGAAGAAUUUUAAAGGGUCUGGCGAAGCUCGUCGGAUUACUCCGCCGGGGCUCCACGCCUUUACCCCGGCGGCGGCUCACGACGGAAAACGGAUCGCGGUCGCAACUCGGCGGCCGGGAAAGGAAUUCCGGCACGUCGAAAUCUUCGAUCUCGAAUCAGAGAGGUUUUACAAGGUGACGGAAUCUAUAAACCCUAAUUUCCACCAUUACAAUCCCUUCUUCUCUCCAGAAUCGGGAAUCUUGGGUUACCACCGAUUCCGAGGCGAGUCGGAAUCGGGCGAGUCGACGGUUCCGCAUCUCGACCCCGUGGCGUCUCCGGUAAAAGAGCUGAGGAUGGUCCGUCUCAACGGAUGGUUCCCUUCGUUCUCUCCAAACGGCGAUCUGAUCGCAUUCAACCACGACUUCGACUCGAAGUCGGGGGUGCGGGUCGUGAGAUCGGACGGUUCGAAGCGAUGGACGGUUCUGAAAGACCGGACGGCGUUUCACACGGCGUGGAGCCCGACGGAGAAGGGGGUCAUAUACACGUCCGUGGGGCCCGUCUUCCAGACCGUGAAAUCGACGGUCCAGAUCGCGCGCAUCUCUUUCGAUCCGACGGAUCUGGACGAUCGGGAGGAGAUCAGAGCCGAUGUGAAGAUUCUAACAAGGGAAGAUACAGGCAACAACGCAUUCCCGUCCUGCUCACCGGACGGGAAGUUUCUGGUCUUCCGGUCGGGACGGUCCGGUCACAAGAACCUCUACGUGGUUGACGCCAUUAACGGAGAGUUUAACGGCGGGAUCCGUCAGCUGACGGACGGGCCGUGGAUCGACACGAUGCCGAGCUGGUCUCCAGACGGUGAAUUCAUAGCCUUCUCGUCCAAUCGUCAUAACCCGGAUAACGUCGAGGCCUUCAGCAUCUAUCUCAUCCGUCCGGACGGGACGGGGCUGCGCCGCGUCUACGUGGCUGGGCCUGAGGGAUCUGAUGACGUGGAUAGGGAGAGGAUCAACCACGUGUGCUUCAGCCCUGACUCCACGUGGCUGGUCUUCACCGCAAAUUUGGGUGGGGUGUCAGGAGAGCCGGUUUCGAUGCCUAAUCAAUUCCAGCCAUAUGGAGAGAUUUUCGUUGCCAGGUUGGACGGUAGCGAGCUGAAGAGGCUGACGUGGAAUGCUUACGAGGAUGGAACGCCAGCGUGGCACCCGGGCAGCGUGGAGCUUGACAUCGGGUCGUUGGGGCUGGGGACUCGAGUCGGAGACAAGCUUAGAGGCGAAUUUCAAGAGCCAUUGUGGAUAUCUUGUGACAUAUGAAAUGAAAAUCCUACUCUUUAAGGCGUGCUUUUUAU